This is a messenger RNA of Solanum pennellii, 1477 nucleotides long. Its product is annotated as ADP-ribosylation factor 1-like 2. Gene Ontology annotation, cellular component: cytoplasm. The transcript has 7 exons. NCBI's taxonomy places the organism in Eukaryota, Viridiplantae, Streptophyta, Magnoliopsida, Solanales, Solanaceae. The record is from RefSeq and is a predicted model, not a curated record. Gene Ontology annotation, molecular function: GTP binding; GTPase activity. The coding region runs from base 187 to 765 and encodes 192 amino acids. Gene Ontology annotation, biological process: intracellular protein transport; vesicle-mediated transport.
AAAAUACAGCAAAUAUAAUAUAGAGCCAGAGAAGUCGCCAGCAAAAACAAGGCUAGCUUCUGUUGAAGCACAAGUUGUACUUGUGUUUCAUCUCAAAUCGAUCAUCAAAAUACAGUAAUUAGGUGAAAUAGCUUCUCUGUUUGAAGCUUUACUCUCCAGUUUUCUUCUGAUUUGCGGAGAGGCAAAAUGGGACAAGCCUUUCGCAAGCUGUUCGAUACUUUCUUCGGCAAUUCUGAGAUGAGGGUUGUAAUGCUUGGCCUUGAUGCGGCUGGAAAAACAACUAUAUUAUACAAACUGCACAUAGGAGAAGUUCUAUCAACAGUUCCUACCAUCGGAUUCAACGUGGAAAAAGUACAGUACAAAAAUGUAAUUUUUACUGUGUGGGAUGUUGGUGGACAAGAGAAAUUAAGGCCACUGUGGAGGCAUUACUUCAAUAACACAGAUGGAUUGAUUUAUGUCGUCGACUCUUUGGAUCGAGAGAGGAUUGGAAAGGCAAAACUAGAAUUUCAGGCCAUCAUCAGAGAUCCAUUUAUGCUUAAUGCAAUCAUCCUGGUUUUUGCUAACAAACAAGACAUGAAAGGAGCAAUGACACCAAUGGAAGUGUGUGAAGGCCUUGGUCUCUAUGAGCUUAAAAACCGAAAAUGGCAUAUACAAGGUACAUGUGCUCUUAGAGGGGAUGGCCUAUACGAGGGAUUGGACUGGUUAGCCAGCACUUUGAAAGAACACAAGGCCGCGGGAUUCUCUUCAAUAGGCCCGUCCUUCUGAGUGAUCAGGCUUACUAACGAACUUGAACUUCUUUUCGAGGAGCAUCACUGAACAUCUGGCUAUUUAUAAAUUGGAGGAUCAUGAUCUCGCAAUGACAGUGUUUAUCCUUCUCUUCUUAGAUCUGUGUUUUUAGUGCUUAUGGAGCAGAUGAGGCAGUUGUUUCCUUGAUCUAGUGUGAUUCUUGGUCUUUGAUUCUGUUGUAUAUUUGAAACCUGGGCCUUGCAGAUUAUGUUAACCAGACACUAUGAACGCUUCUGUUGAUACCAACUGCAGUAUACUUCCAUGUGAAUAUGGUGACUAAUCAUCUAGUCUACAGAUGUCCAAUACAAGAUUUUUUGGCUCCAUCUUUCAUUGUCAUUUGAAUUCGAAAUUAUGUAUGAGUGGUGAUACAAAAUAAACUACCUUUCGGGGUGGCCCAGCGGUUUAAGUUUGGGACUUCCAUGUUAGAGGUCUCAAGUUGGGUUCGUCUUCUAUGUGGAGCUCGUCGCACCAGGCUUGCCUAGUGCGGGUUACCUCUUCCAUGUGGUUUGCGAGCUAUUGCAUAGGAGCGGGAUUUUACCCUGUGCGCACCCUAAAGAGUUGCGACCGCGGGUUUCCCUUGUCGUCGAAAAAAAUAAUAUAAACUUACCUUUUGCUACAAUAUUUGCUGUCAUAAUUUAGAUUGACUAUUUUUCACCAAUAGAGAAAUAUGUAAAUAAACAAAUUCUUUCUA